Molecule: messenger RNA, 1338 nt
Organism: Ylistrum balloti
Lineage: Eukaryota; Metazoa; Mollusca; Bivalvia; Pectinida; Pectinidae
Product: ankyrin repeat and KH domain-containing protein 1-like
Exons: 1
Coding region: 1-1338 (445 amino acids)
Biological process (GO): protein localization to ciliary inversin compartment
Cellular component (GO): ciliary inversin compartment
Molecular function (GO): protein binding
Source: RefSeq, a predicted model, not a curated record
AUGGAAAGCGGAAGUACGAUCAAAACUCGCAACGGUGAAAGGGAUAUUGAUAAUGCUUUAAACGAGGUUGAGAACAAUACUGUUGAUCAUCUCAAUACAUUGUACAGUACUAUCGCUGAUAAUAAUUUCACAUUGUUUAAAUCUACCAUAGGGAAAUGUGGCUUUGACAUGAGCCAAGGAUCUCAGAUUUUACAUUGUAUCUGUAAAUGUCGAAAUGAAGCGAACGUUGUUAAAUAUUUACACGAAGCUGUAAGAUACGGAUUUGAUAUUAGGGCUAAAGACGACACCAAUCAAAUGCCUAUACAUGCCGCCUGUUCGUAUGCGAAUUACCAUGCCGUAAAUUUCCUGGCUGACCUAGACCCGUCACUCUGUAACGAGGUCGAAGAGGGUUCAACCCAAUCUUCCCCACUCAUGAUAGCGAUUUCUAAAUUUACGCCAGAAAAAGACGAAGAUUUUUUCAAAACUGUUGAUGCUCUUUUAAAGCAUGGAGCAGACGUUAACAGGAGGAUAAGACAUCACAGCCAUACGCCUUUGCUGAGUGCUGUGUGUCACAGUGAAAAGAUGCCAGAAAUUAUUCGUAUUUUACUUGACGCUGGAGCUGACGUCGCGACACGUUCUUUGAUGGACAGAACGCCACUUAUUCUCGCCGUCUCCCAGAAAGAUCAGCAAUCAGUUAGAUACCUUCUUAAAGCUAAAUCGGAUCCAGAUGCAAAGGAUAAAAUGGGCUUGACUCCUCUACGCCUUGCUUGUCGGAAACAAUACGUAUCGAUUAUAAGGGAUCUUGUUGAAUACGGCGCCGAUAUUAACUGUGAAAUUAGUCAAAACAAUAGGGAGAUAUUAAUUGAUGCCAUCCAGACAUCAAAUUACGGCAUCACUGAACUUUUGUUUAAACUGGGACUGAAAGUGACACAGGAACUCAUUCUUCAACAAAAUCCUGUUGUUUGUGCAAUAAGGAAAAAAAGUAAAGAACAUUUGAAGAUACUGCUUCAAGAGAAUUGCCCGCUAGACGAGCCCUUAUAUCAACUCCCCUUAAUAGAAGCGGUACAGACGAAUACUGUUGAUACCGACGUGUUGAGUGUCCUUCUCCAAUCAGGUGCUGACUUUUCGGACGCGCUAUUAAACUGUGCCCUGACAGCUAAGCCGGACGAUGAGACAUUGGCAAGUUUAGUGGCGCAAUAUCACCGUGACGUCAGGACGCUGAAGGCGUUAUGCUGUUUCUCUGUCAGAAAGUCUCUUGGCCUCGGGAUCAAAAGAAAAGUUUGGAGUCUGGUCGAAGACCACACUAUUCCUCGGUCCUUAGUUAAAGAUGUCAUGUUAGAGCAUAUUCUGAACGUGUAA